AUGCAUUUCACCACAUCCCAAAUCUUGCUGCUGGCAGCCUACUUGAUGCCAAGCGUCCACUCUCACCCUAUGAACUGCUCGCCGCAGUCGAGUAACGCCAUUUUCUUCUUGACCAAUGAUCAGAAGAACUCUGUCGCUGCCAUUCCAAUCGGCCAAGGAGGAAUGCUGUCUGGUGGUUCGGUGACAGCCACUGGUGGUGCUGGGUCCAACAGUCUUGACGCUGCCGGAAAGGCUGCCGCGCCAGAUCCGCUCAUCGGCCAGUCUGCACUUGCCGUCGCAGGAGGGAAUGUCUUUGCUGUCAACGCUGGCAGCAACACCUUAUCGAUGCUGGCCAUUGACAAACAAGACCCAAGCAAGCUCACCAUGGUUGGGCAACCGAUGCCGGUCGAAGGAGAAUUUCCAAACACUGUUGCAGUAUCCAUGAAGCACAAACUUGCGUGUGUUGGUACUACUGGCGCCAAAAACGGGGUUUCCUGCGCUACAUUCUCCAAACAAGGAUUAGGAAAAUUUGAUGGCCUCAGAUCCUUCGGUCUAAAGCAGACAACACCACCCGUGGGCCCAACGAACAGCGUGUCACAGCUUUUCUUUUCCGAUGACCAAAACACCCUUUUUGCCACUGUCAAGGGAGACCCAGCAGUGAACAACACCGGUUUUUUCUCGACUUUCAAAGUCCAACAAGGUCCAGCAGGCAUGGGCAAAGGCGCGGGUUCUCUCGCUACACAGGACACUAGAAGCUCGCCGGACGGAACGGCAGUUCUAUUCGGAUCAGCCGUCAUUCGAGGUACCUCGAACGUGUUUGUCACUGACGCCUCUUUCGGCGCUGCCGUUCUGUCGGUCGAUGCUGCUGGCACAGCCAAGCUUGUUGCUAAGCAAGCUAUUGCUGAUCAAGCCGCCACAUGUUGGGCUACCAUCUCACCUGCGACCGGGAGCGCAUUUGUUACCGAUGUCGGAAAGAACCGAGUGAUUGAGAUGAGCUUGACAGACGCCAGUAUCCUGGGCAACACUGACCUGUCUGCUAAUGGUGCGCCUGGUUUGAUCGACCUCGCAGCAGCUGGUACUGCCAUCUACGCCCUUAGCCCUGGUAAUGGCACAACACCAUCUGCUAUUUCAGUGUUGGAUGUGUCAGGAGGUAAAGGAACUGCAGAGCUGCUGCAGAACUUCGAUGUGUCGAGCUUGGGAGUGGGACCUAACGCCCAAGGCAUGCAAGUCCUGAGGAAGUAA
This is a messenger RNA of Exophiala bonariae, 1221 nucleotides long. RefSeq lists its product as uncharacterized. The transcript is spliced from 2 exons. The record is from RefSeq and is a predicted model, not a curated record. NCBI's taxonomy places the organism in Eukaryota, Fungi, Ascomycota, Eurotiomycetes, Chaetothyriales, Herpotrichiellaceae. Gene Ontology annotation, molecular function: protein binding. Bases 1 to 1221 code for a protein of 406 amino acids.